GCGGCUCGCGCCUGAUGUUUGUAAAACGUUUGUUUCCAGUUUGAAGUUUUGUGGUUUUCGAAGCAUUUUAAUUGUUUUCUGGUGUUUUUUGGGGGUUUAACCUGCCAAUAAAGAUGGCUUCAACCGCGGCAGGCAAGCAGCGGAUCCCGAAGGUGGCGAAGGUGAAGAACAAAGCUCCAGCAGAGGUUCAGAUCACAGCUGAGCAGCUGCUGAGGGAAGCCAAAGAGAGAGAGCUCGAACUUCUGCCACCGCCACCCAAACAGAAGAUCACUGAUGAAGAGGAGCUGAACGAUUACAAACUGAGGAAGAGGAAGGGGUUUGAGGACAACAUCAGAAAGAACCGAACGGUCAUCAGUAACUGGAUCAAAUACGCACAAUGGGAGGAAAGCCUGAAGGAGGUCCAGAGGGCUCGUUCCAUCUACGAGCGAGCGCUGGACGUGGAUCACAGAAACAUCACGCUGUGGCUGAAAUACGCCGAGAUGGAGAUGAAGAGCCGACAGGUGAACCACGCCCGAAACAUCUGGGACCGAGCCAUCACCAUCCUCCCCCGCGUCAACCAGUUCUGGUACAAGUACACGUACAUGGAGGAGAUGCUGGGGAACGUGGCGGGCUGCAGGCAGGCGUUCGAGCGCUGGAUGGAGUGGGAGCCCGACGAGCAGGCCUGGCACUCCUUCAUCAACUUCGAGCUGCGCUACAAGGAAGUGGACAAAGGCCGCAGUAUUUACGAGAGAUUCGUCCUCGUUCACCCCGAGGUGAAGAACUGGAUAAAGUACGCUCGUUUUGAGGAGAAGCACGGCUACAUCGCUCACAGCAGGAAGGUGUACGAGCGGUCGGUGGACUUCUUCGGGGAGGACUACGUGAACGAACACCUGUUUGUGGCCUUCGCAAAGUUCGAGGAGGCGCAGAAAGAGGUGAGCGACUGA
Molecule: messenger RNA, 923 nt
Organism: Notothenia coriiceps (black rockcod)
Lineage: Eukaryota; Metazoa; Chordata; Actinopteri; Perciformes; Nototheniidae
Gene: crnkl1
Product: crooked neck pre-mRNA splicing factor 1
Exons: 6
Coding region: 114-923 (269 amino acids)
Biological process (GO): mRNA splicing, via spliceosome; spliceosomal complex assembly
Cellular component (GO): U2-type catalytic step 2 spliceosome; Prp19 complex; precatalytic spliceosome
Molecular function (GO): protein binding
Source: RefSeq, a predicted model, not a curated record